AUUAUUAUUUUUUUUUCUUUUUGUGUUGAUUUCUUCAAGGGAAAGCCGAAAGAGCCACCAAUCCAACCUCAGCAGCUCGUAACGCCGUCGCUAUCUUUUCACUUACAGAUUAUUUUUUCGCUUUUCGCGCCCGUCGCACAAGCAAGCACGACGAACCGAGUCCGCUCAUCGGUUUUCAAGUCCGACGCCAAGAUAUUCACGCUUGUUCUGCGAAUACAACAAAUCGCCGCAAUCCAAAAUUAUUAUAUCCCAUAGUUCUCACUGAUUCUCGCAUAGUCAUCGCUCCACGCGCGUAAGACACCUCAGUUUGUUGUAGUCUGCGUCGCCGUAGUCGUCUCAACAGUUUACCCCGUUUUUCGAUUGGUUUGGCGCACGUUUACGAUCGCACGCCGCCGUCGGUUCCGUUUAAAAAAAACCGAUUUCUUGGUCAAGUUUUGAUGCUCAACUACCUUUGAGUACCUAAAUAUCAAUUGAUAAAAAUGGUUGCUGACAGUUGCCCAAACCCACAGAGUGUGGGACGUGAAUUUGUCCGUCAAUAUUAUACUAUGUUGAAUCAAUCCCCUCAUUACAUGCAUAGAUUCUAUAGUAGCGAUUCAUAUUUUGUUCAUGGAGGUUUGGAACCAUAUAGCAGGGACAUGACUCCCAGUAUUGGCCAAAAAGAUAUUCAUAAACGAGUUCAAGAAUUGAAUUUUCGUGACUGUCAUGCUAAGAUCUUACAAGUUGAUUCCCAGAAUACUCUUGGAAAUGGUGUGGUUGUCCACGUCACUGGUGAAUUAUCUAACUGUGGGCAACCAAUGCGUCGUUUUGCUCAAACGUUUGUAUUGGCAGCUCAGUCCCCUAAGAAGUAUUAUGUUCAUAAUGACAUUUUUCGUUAUCAGGAUGUGAUGUUUAAUGAAGAUGAUGUGAAUGAUGAAGCAGAUUCUGGACAAUCAGAUGGUGAAGAAAACGGGGAAGUUGAACAAUCUCCUGUCACUCAACAACCUCAGCAUCAAGUAAAUUAUUACAAUACUACAACUCAAGGACAGACUUUAAAUGGAGUUGCUUUGAAUGUCAUACCUACUUCGGUCCCAGUACAGCAGUUGCUGCCUGAGCAAAUCCCUGUUCAAGUUCAACAACAUAUUCCAACUGUUACUGCUCCAGUACAAAAUUCGACGCCUACUGUACUACCCCCCAGUAAUAAUGUGUCUAGAACUCAACCUUCAUACAACCAAACCCAAAUAUUGACAGAACAACCUAAAAUUCAGCAUCAAGAAGAACCUACAAAUCAUAAUGUGGAUAUAAAAGAAAAUCAAGAACCUAUUAAGAAGGAUAUACCGAUUACUGAAGCUGUUUCACCUGGAGAUCAACCAAAACCAUUAUAUGCACAGCUCUUUAAAUCAGGUGGACGAUCAACAGAGACUCAUACUGAAGCCCCUCCACCAGUUUCUGUACAGACACAAAAUUACUCAUCGCCUUUACCUAAAGCAACUUCACCGGUUCGAAAUAAUGAUUAUUCAAGCAAUGCCUUCCCUAAUAACCAGUAUGAGCAGAGAGGCAAUGUUAAUAGAAAUGUGAGAAACAACUAUAAUGGUAGAGGUGGUGGAGUUGGUGGAAGAAAUUUGAAUGAUAGACCUAGCAGAAAUUCUUUUAACAAUCGUGAAAAUGGAUACAACAGUGGUCCUGGUAACGACCCGAGGAUUAACAGAGGUAACCAAUCAGGGUCUUACAAUGGUAUGUUCCAAUCUGAUGAACAACAAUUGUUCAUUGGAAAAAUCCCUCCCGAGGUUCAAGAAAGUGACUUACGUAACUUAUUCGAAAAGUUUGGUAAUUUGUUGGAUGUACGGAUAAUGAAGGGUGGCAGCAAAACUGGUGAUCCGUCUAUGAAUGGCAACUUUGGUUUUGUCAUUUUUGAAAGUAUAGAUACGGCACAUAAAGUAUUAAAGAGUCGACCUAUCAUGCUUCCUGGUGAAAAUGGCAUCAAGUUGAAUGUUGAAGAAAAGAAAAACAAGUCCAGAAGUUCAAUGGUGAAUUCAGAUGGUGGCGCCGGCGGUGGUGGUAGUAGUGGUGGUGGUAGUGGUGGUGGUUUAGGUCGUGGUGGUAUGCGUGCUGGCAACAAUCGUGGAGGUUUCAAUAGGAACCAGAAUGAUGGACCUAGAAACAACAACUUUAGGCGUCAAAAUUAAUAGUAAUAAUAAUAAUAAAAAUUAAGUAUAUUUAAAAAAAAGAACUUCAAUAAAUACUCAAGAUGACCAGAAAAAUCCCUAAUAAAGACGCUGUUCAGAAUUUAAGAGAGACUACAAUUUUAUACUGUUUUUUUUCUAGGUAGCUUCAAAUUGUAUUUCCUCUGCAUUUAUGAAUCUACUUCCUACUAUGUAUCCAUUUUUAUAGUGUUAUACUUCAAAGUAUUGACUUGUCCAUAAAAUAUAAAUCAUAUGUCAUGUAUUGAAUCGCAAACCUAGUCAAGCAAACUUUUUCAACAUUGUUUUAAAUAUCUUUUUUCAGUUCACAAAUACUAUAAGUAUUGUUUUUAUUUAAAAUAAGUCAUUUAUUCUUCACCUAAAUUAAAAUCAUAAUUAUUUGUUUUGUAAAAAUAUAAUAUAUUUUAAAACAGGAUGAAUUAAAAAAAAAAAUUUAUACAAAUUCAAUUAAUAACUUUUUUUAAUCAUUCUGUUUUAUAUAUAAAUACAUAGAUUAGGUUAUUUUCUACCUAAUCUAAACUAUUUUCAACUAUCUCCUUAAUUUAUUAUUAUUAUUAUUAUUAUUAUAAUUUUUUUUUUUUUUUAAUAAUGCUAAACCUUGUAAUUUAGUUGUAUAUUUUAUAUGAUGUACAUAAGUGCUGAAUUCCAGCAACAACGCUUAAGUACAAUGCCCAUUUAUGUAAUUUUGAUAAGACUAAAAAUAGGCUAUCAGUUAUUUAGUAGGGCUUCCUUGACAAUAGGAAUUACAAUGAAGAUUUUAUGAUGUCAGUAUAAUAUAUUAUGAUUUAUA
Messenger RNA from Acyrthosiphon pisum (pea aphid), 2967 nucleotides. It is a transcript of the gene rin, whose product is annotated as ras GTPase-activating protein-binding protein 2. Gene Ontology annotation, cellular component: ribonucleoprotein complex; cytosol. The transcript has 10 exons. The record is from RefSeq and is a predicted model, not a curated record. Bases 480 to 2162 code for a protein of 560 amino acids. Gene Ontology annotation, molecular function: mRNA binding. Lineage: Eukaryota; Metazoa; Arthropoda; Insecta; Hemiptera; Aphididae.